Planococcus citri (citrus mealybug) is the source of this 1459-nucleotide messenger RNA. RefSeq names its product tRNA (guanine(6)-N2)-methyltransferase THUMP3-like. Gene Ontology annotation, molecular function: tRNA (guanine) methyltransferase activity; RNA binding. The transcript is spliced from 7 exons. The record is from RefSeq and is a predicted model, not a curated record. NCBI's taxonomy places the organism in Eukaryota, Metazoa, Arthropoda, Insecta, Hemiptera, Pseudococcidae. Bases 140 to 1432 code for a protein of 430 amino acids. Gene Ontology annotation, biological process: tRNA methylation.
AACGUGAUUCGUGAUAACGAACAAAAUUGACAACGUGAUUGAAAUUUCGAAUUAAUUUUCGUUCGAUUUGAAUGUGUUUCUAGAAUUUCAAUUCAUCAUCCGUUUAAUAUGAUGGUUUAGCAAACUCAUCUUCAAUUCCAUGGCUAAUCUCUCACAAUUAUUGGAACUAUCACGUUCCUCCGAUAUCUUGACAUUUGAAGCAACAGUUGAUACCGGCUUUGAAGCUUUAGCUGCUAAAGAAUGUCUCGAUAAAUUUGGUCCAGAUGUAAAUGUUUGCUACGAAAGAGGUCGAAUAUAUGUAAACGUUCCUAUUUCGCAGUAUCAUCUCGUUAAGAACUUGAGAUCAGUGAAUAACCUAUUAUUGGUUGUCGACGAAUUAAAAGAUAUCAGUUUUUUACCAGCUACAGAAAAUGAUAUGGCUCAAGAUCUCUCAACAAUAGCAAAUUUAGCCAACACCAUUAACUGGAAAAAACACCUCGAUGCAUGGAAGCAAAUAUCCGAUUUCAACGGGAAUCUGUAUCCAACUCGUGAACAGUAUUUAGAAGCAGUCUCGAAACUCGAGAAAAAAUCUCCACCCGGUGAUGAAAAAACUCCUGCUGAUGAAAUCAACGGUGUCGAUCAAGAAACACCUCCUAAAAAAGAAUUCAAAACUGAUGUAUUACAAUACAGAGUAACGUGCUAUCGAUCAGGAAAACAUACGUUUGGGUCUCAAGAUGCUGCACGUGGAUUUGGAGGUAGAUUGCAAGAUUUGUUUCAAUGGAUCGUUGACUUGGAUAAUUACCAGUUGGAAAUUGUUCUACAUAUUAAAUCCAAAAACGCUGUGGUACUUAUAACAUUGACUGAAUCAUCCUUACAUCGUCGUAAUAUUUCUCACUUUGGAUUGACGACUCUUCGAUCUACGAUAUCUUUUAAUCUACUUCAAGUAGCUGAACCGAAAGUAGGCGAAAUAGUUAUGGAUCCGUUUUGUGGAAGUGGAUCUAUCCCGAUGGAGGGUGCCAUAGGAUUCCCUGGUACUUACCAUAUUUGCGGCGACAUACAGAGCAAAUCUGCCACAACAACGUCGCUAAACAAAUCCUCCUAUUAUUCAGAUUAUAAACAAAAUCUACCAAUCGACCCGUUACGAUGGGAUGUGUGCGCUUUACCUUUGAGAAACUCGUGUAUAGAUAUCGUUGCCACUGAUCUGCCUUUUGGUCGACGAGUAGGAUCGAAAGCUCACAAUAAAUCUUUGUACAUGGAAGCUUUACGAGAACUAGCUCGAGUUGUUAAACCAUCAACGGGUCGUGUCGUACUUCUUACCUCUGAUCGCAGAGCAUUCAAUAUAGGUAUGCAUCAGAAUAAAAAGUACUGGACGCAUGCGAAAACCUUAGGUGUGAAAUUAGGUGGACUAAAAGCUUGUGUUUAUUUUUUACUUAGAACUUGCUGUGAUUAUUGACCAAUAAAAAAGUUAUCAUUUUUUCUA